Messenger RNA from Penicillium robsamsonii, 420 nucleotides. RefSeq lists its product as uncharacterized. The record is from RefSeq and is a predicted model, not a curated record. The transcript is spliced from 2 exons. The coding region runs from base 1 to 420 and encodes 139 amino acids. NCBI's taxonomy places the organism in Eukaryota, Fungi, Ascomycota, Eurotiomycetes, Eurotiales, Aspergillaceae.
AUGGCUAUCGCCAAGCACAACAGGAGGGGGAUCUGGAGGUCCACCAAUGGUCUUUGCCACAGAUUCUCUCGAGAAUCGGCAGCAGCGCGCGGUGAUAGGAAAACUGCUCCGGGAAUGUGGUCUGAUAGAGCCGGGGACUGGGUGCUGACUUUGCACGUAUCUGGCCGUUUGUACCGGUAUUAUGAACUUUUCGAUGGAAAUUAUUUGAGCACUUCUGAUACUGAUCCACUUGACAGGGCGAUCGACUUGAUGACAGAGCUCUUCGAAAACGCGGGUGCAGCCGUGUUGUGUGCUGGUCCCGACAUGGCUCAUCACGCUGUAUGUGAGGCACUUAUUCAGUUUCAAGCAAAUGCUAUCGCAGGAGAUGUCAGUCAGCUCCUCCAAUUAGCAACCUAUAUGAACACUCUGGAAGAGGAGUAG